AAUUACUCUUUGUUUUGGAAAACAUUAGAAACUACUGUACUUGUGUUGAGUGUUUCUAUUUCUCUUUCUUUUUUUGCUACCAUUCUUAAACCAUGCAAUCCCAAUCGGCCGAUGAAAAUGGUGAGAACAAAGAUGAUGCUUCUGGACAUGGCAGUACCGUUGCGAAACAUUACAAUGAACUUCAGGAAUGUGGUCUUAAAGCUAGAGGGCAGAGUCGCAUAUUUUUCAUGCGUAAUUUCAAUAACUGGACAAAGAGUAUGAGCAUUGGGGAUACGUUGACUAAAAUAAGGCAAGGAGACUGGAAGAAAAAAAUAUCUGUUCUUGACUUGUGCUGUGGCAAGGGUGGAGACCUCCUAAAAUGGAAGAAGGGACAGAUAAAUCAUUUAAUUUGUGUGGAUAUUGCGGGUGUAUCUGUUGAACAAGCCAAAUCACGCUAUCAGGAAAUGAAGCAAAAAGCACAAAAUGAUCGAUACCAUCAGAAUGUAUUUAGUGCUGAGUUCUACACUGCAGAUUGUUCAAAAACACGGAUCUGUGAACUAUAUGAAGACCCAGACACCUACUUUGAUUUGUGCAGUUGCCAGUUUUCAUUCCAUUACUCAUUUGAGAGCCUGUCACAAGCAAGAAUGAUGCUGAGAAACGCUUGUGAACGACUCAAACCGGGUGGUUAUUUCAUUGGAACAACACCAAAUGCUAAUGAACUAGUAAAAAGGUUACAAGAGAGCGAAGGUGUUAGCUUUGGUAAUGAAGUCUACAGAAUUACUUUUGAAAAUAAAGAUUCUUUCCCACUGUUUGGCUGCAAGUAUGACUUUCAUCUUGAUGGUGUUGUGGACUGCCCAGAAUUCCUUGUUUACAUGCCUUUAAUGCAAGAAAUGGCCAAAGAAUUUGAUAUGGAGUUGGUUUGUCAUAAAACAUUUAAGGAGUAUUUUGAUGAAUAUAGUUCAACCAAAGAGGGCGCUUCACUUUUGCAAAAGAUGAAAGCUUUACAGCAUAUUUCACUUGAGAAUUCUGAUGAGUACCAAGGCAAAAGUGAAUUUCAUCACGUUGAGGAGAAAUAUUCUUCAGUUGAAAACAAACGUUCUCAUAUUGGAACACUUUCAAAGUCUGAGUGGGAAGCUACAAGCCUUUACUGUGUUUACAUAUACAAGAAGUCGACUGGUACAUCAGCAGCACAAGAAGAUACAGGCUCUGAACAUGAACAACAGGAAGACAGAGAUGAUGAAGAUUUAACAACAAAUCAACUUGAUGUAGAACCUUCACCAUCCAAAAAAAGAAAGCUUUAACAUCUUUUUUAAAUUGAAUAUUUUUUAAAUGAAUCAUGGAAAGCCUAUCAAAUGGAUAGUAAAUUGUUGGUGCAACAAAAGGAAAUUUUCUUUUAUACUUUUGGAAGAGACGUUGAAAUCAUACAACUUUUAAAGAACAGGGAUUAUUUCUCAGUGGCAGAUCCAGGAAGGGAAUCAAUACCACUAUGGUUGGGGCUGAAAUAAGAAAAUUAUGAUUAUGGCACUCUCAGACAUUCGAAUAUAAUUUACUUUUUUCUCAGGUUUUAUGAACCUGGGCCCCCUCUUGAAUCUGCCACUGAUGACCAUUUCAGUAUCUCUCUCAACAGUACAAUGUACUAUAAAAAAGACUGUUUUAUAUUUUGGACAUUUCUUUGUUACUGAGGCUUUUGUUUAUUAGUAAGCAAGUUGUAAUUAUUAUUAUUAUUGACAAAUUUGUCGAAGAGGAGACUUGUACCUUGUUUCGCAGCCGUGACUUACAGUUGUACAUUUGUAAAGGAUUAGUGCACAUUCUGUUCCCCACCUUUAGAACAAUGCUACGUUUGGCACUCCGGAAAUAACCAUUAAGUGUACCAGAAAAGAAACAUUAGAUAUAUUUCAAACCACAGUCAAUCUUUAUUGCACCUAGUAGAAAAUAAAAUUACAUCAUUUACAUGAUUGAAUUACCAGGGAUAAAUUCAGAUAGGGAGGCAGAGUGGGGCUAGUAGCCACCGAAAAUAAAUAAAAGAAAGAGAAAAAUAGGUGCACGGAAUUGAAAUUCCAUGUAUAGUGUCUAUGAUCAACAUUUCUGAACAGUAAUCUCAAGCACCACCUUGUGCUUUGCAUGUCGUAUGGCCCCACCCAGAUUUUUAACAUUGAUUAAACUUGUAUUACCAUGAUGAUAUAUAAUACUAUAUCACCAUGAUACAAAUGUUGAUUAAAAUCACAUUAAUGUGACAUUUCUAGGACCAUGAGGUUAUAAUAUUGUAUUAUACUUCUAUUGUUAAUAUUAAUUUAUUAUUAAACCAUUCACACUAAUUAUUUAAAUGUGUUAUUUGCACUACUAUACCAGUACGAAGGUGGUCAAAUUAGGUACUAAUACAUACAUGUUACUACUGCAUUUGUACUUGGAUGUUGCUUUAUAAAACAUUUGCUGUCCAGGAUAAUAAAUAACAAAAGCCUCUA
Anneissia japonica is the source of this 2441-nucleotide messenger RNA. Its product is annotated as mRNA cap guanine-N7 methyltransferase-like. Gene Ontology annotation, molecular function: mRNA 5'-cap (guanine-N7-)-methyltransferase activity. Gene Ontology annotation, cellular component: nucleus. The record is from RefSeq and is a predicted model, not a curated record. The transcript is spliced from 8 exons. Gene Ontology annotation, biological process: 7-methylguanosine mRNA capping. NCBI's taxonomy places the organism in Eukaryota, Metazoa, Echinodermata, Crinoidea, Comatulida, Comatulidae. The coding region runs from base 93 to 1280 and encodes 395 amino acids.